Molecule: messenger RNA, 3084 nt
Organism: Endocarpon pusillum Z07020
Lineage: Eukaryota; Fungi; Ascomycota; Eurotiomycetes; Verrucariales; Verrucariaceae
Exons: 4
Coding region: 1-3084 (1027 amino acids)
Molecular function (GO): protein binding; RNA binding
Source: RefSeq, a predicted model, not a curated record
AUGUCAGGCCGGGACCGAGGUAGCCGGGGUCGUGGUGACCGCGGUGGUUACAUGAGCCGUGGGCGAGGUGGAGGUGAAGGCAGAGGUGAAGGCAGAGGUAGAGGUAGAGGAGACGGUCCAGGAUUUCGAGGCGGACGAGGUGGAGGUCGAGGCGCACCAGCGGCAGCGGUGGAGGUUUAUUCGGCUCCGGAUCGAUCUAUCCCCAAUCCUAGCGCCAGAGUCACAGAAGUCGAAGACCUCUUCCAGAAAAGCCUUUCGGCUAGAGGCGAUUUGGGCAUCAGGGACCUCCAGAUAGAUGCGAGAUUUCCUCGCCGCCCUGGCUAUGGCACCAGAGGCCAGAAGGUUAUAUUGUGGACGAACUACUUCGAGAUGAUUCCGAGCCCAGAUCUGCUUCUCUACCGUUAUAAUGUUGCCGUGCAGCCUGCUGCAACAGAGAAGCAAUUAAGCCAAAUAAUCAGAUUACUACUGCAACUCCCGGAAUACGAUGGUUUCCAGCACGAUAUAGUCACAGAUUUCAAGUCCAGUUUGGUCUCCUGCAGAAGACUUAGUCCUGACACGGCGGAAUCGGUAGUACAGUAUCGGGCGGAGGGUGAAGAUGAUCCUCGGGCUAACGCACAAACCUAUCGACUACGCGUCGAAGAGACGGGCAUUCUAACUGUCUCUGAGCUCACAGACUACUUAACUUCAACCAAUGUGAACACGACGUAUGCGGACAAGCUACCUGUGCUGCAGGCUCUUAACAUAUUUCUGGCUCAUUACGCUAAGGCCUCUCCUACACUUGCGACGAUUGGUAGCAGUAAAAGUUUUGACCUCAAUACUCCGAAGUGGGACCUUGGAGCUGGAGUGUCCGCUCUCCGAGGAUUCUUCUCAAGUAUUCGGGUCGCGACUUGCCGUAUUCUGGUCAACGUCAACGUCAGCCAUGGAACCUUUUACGAUCCCGUACCGCUGGAUCAGUUGAUUCAGAAUUACGGCUCAUCAAAUCAGUUCAACCGAGUAAAGCUGCAGUCCUUCCUCGAGGGAUUGCGGGUUAAAGUGAUCCAUUUGAAGGAGAAAAAAAAUAAAGCCGGCGAGUCUAUUCCCAGAGUCAAAACCAUCUUCGGGCUUGCAGCUAAAGAUGACGGUCAGAGACUGCAGCAUCCUCCACAAUUUGCAAACCAGUUCUUUGGCGCAGGACCGCAGGAUAUAGCGUUCUUCCUCAAUGACUCUACCGGAGCUCCGUCAAGCGCAUCCACAGGCCAAGCUGCCGGGACUACAGGCAGCAAGAAGAAAGGCAAGGGUGCUAGGGGCGGCGCCUCCAGCCAUGGGCCAGGGCGAGAUAUUGCCCAGGCUGGGAGGUAUAUCAGCGUGUACGAGUUCUUCAAGAGCGUCCACAGCCGGUUGAUUGGGAAACCAAAGCUCCCCGUUGUCAAUGUCGGAAACAAGGAGAACCCGAGCUAUCUCCCCGCCGAGGUUUGCAUAGUAAUGCCUGGUCAGAAUUCACGGUCGAAGCUUGAUCCCACCCAAACGCAACAGAUGAUCCGGGUCGCCGUCCGCAAACCCUGGGAGAACGCAAACUCCAUAGCUCAGGAAGGUCUCCAUACCGUCGGUCUUUUACCACGUGAAAAUUCAAAAAUGAACCACUUCGGUGUAUCGGUGACUACGAGGUUGAUCACGGUCCCUGGGCGGGUCUUGACCGAACCGAAGGUUACAUACCAACAAGGUAAAUCACCCUUCGUUCGGGGAGGUAGCUGGAAUAUGCAAGACAUUAAAUUCUAUACGGGAGGAAUAUUGAAGAAUUGGACCUACUUAAUGAUCUCUAUGGGUGGCCAACGAGACGCAUUCGAUCAAAGUAGCCUCCAAUCCACCGUGGCUGAAUUCCACAGAGCUUUGCAGAAUGUGGGCAUCACCGCAGCUCCGCCAAAUCCAGGAUCAAGGAUUGUGGCCAAUGGGCCCGAAGAUAUGCAAAUUGAGACUGCACUCAGAGAUACUACUCGCGAUCCGAGGCAAGCAAGACUUGUUCUCGUUAUCUUACCAAUCGCGCACACACUCUUGUAUAAUCGAAUCAAGCACAUUGGCGAUGUCAAAGUUGGCGUCCAUACAGUCUGCGUGGUGGGUUCGAAAUUUGCCAAGGGACAAGCACAGUACUUUGCCAACGUCGCGCUCAAGUUCAAUCUCAAGCUUGGCGGCAUUAAUCAGUUGGUCGACAACACACGACUCGGUAUCAUCAACGAGGACAAGACCAUGGUCGUGGGCGUGGAUGUGACCCACCCGUCUCCGGGUUCCGCACCGAACGCACCCAGCGUAGCCGGUAUGGUUGCUAGCGUUGACAAAUCGCUUGGACAGUGGCCGGCGGAUCUUCGCAUCCAGAAGUCACGCAAGGAGAUGGUGUCUGAGGUCGACUCCAUGCUCAAGUCCCGUCUUCAGCUUUGGAAAACGCAAGGAAAACAUGCAGCAUUCCCUGAAAACCUCCUGGUCUUCCGUGAUGGCGUUUCCGAGGGGCAGUAUGAAACGGUCCUUAACAUCGAGCUCCCGCUCCUACGCAAGGCUUGCGUUGACCUGUACCCAGCCCAGGAUACGAAAAAGGGUCUUCCACACAUCACCAUCAUCAUCGUUGGGAAGCGUCACCAUACCCGCUUCUAUCCCACAAAUGUCAGCGAAGCCGACCGCUCUGGCAAUCCGAAGAACGGCACCAUCGUCGACCGCGGCGUCACCGAGGUCCGUUACUGGGACUUCUUCUUGCAGUCGCACACCGCGCUCCAAGGCACUGCUCGGCCGGCCCACUACUACAUCGUGCUCGACGAGAUCUUUGCCAAGUGGAAAGUCCCCCCGCCGUUCCAGAACGUCGCCGAAAUGCUGGAAGAUCUGAUACAUCACAUGUGCUAUCUUUUCGGUCGCGCUACCAAAGCUGUUAGCAUUUGCCCGCCUGCCUACUACGCAGACAUCGUGUGUGAAAGGGCUAGAUGCUAUCUUAGUGGGCUGUUCGACAUGUCUACGCCAUCAGCAACCCCAUCGCAAAGUCAAGUUGGGGAAGGAGGACAUCCUGAAGCAAGGAUGGAAGAUGUGUUGAUUCACCCCAACUUGCGCGAUACCAUGUUCUACAUCUAA